CACUCCUGUUCAACGUAUACAAGUUCGCUGCACGAUCAAAGUUCUCUCUUCUGUUCGCCAGCGUCUUGGCCUUUCCAUCUUGUACAACCGACACUAUCCCUUAUCAACUCUGCAGCACACGCAUCAACAUGUCCACCGUCAGCUGGCCUCAUCGCUUCCUCCCCGGCACCACCGAAAACUUCGUCUCCAAUGAAAUCUUCGUUCCUCAGCUCACCGCCACCCGCGUCUGGCCGAACCUUGUCGACCCGGCACGCUGGACAUCGUACUACUCCAACGUGGACCAAAUAACACCCCCCUCCUCCGGCCCGACACUCCAAAACAAGGGCGACCGAUUCAGUUUCGCCACAUUCGGCUUCCCGCCGCUCCAAGCAGAAGUGUGUGAGUCAGUGGCGCCGACUUCGAACUCGCCAGGCCGGUUGGCGUGGCGCGCGUGGCAGGAAGGGGACGAGGAGACAGCGCUGGAGGUCUAUCAUGCGUGGAUCAUCGAGGACAUGGAGUGGGGGGUGGUGCGCAUUUUGACACAGGAAGUGCAGGCCGGGCAACCGGCAGCCGGGUUGGCAGAGAAGAAACCGAAUCCCAUGUUGCUGGGACAUCAGGAAUGGGUGGAGGGCCUGGCCAAAUUUAGUCUGCAGAACUUGGGCAGUAUCCCAGUGCAGCCGUCAUAAUGGAUAUCAAUCUUU
Molecule: messenger RNA, 680 nt
Organism: Aspergillus ibericus CBS 121593
Lineage: Eukaryota; Fungi; Ascomycota; Eurotiomycetes; Eurotiales; Aspergillaceae
Exons: 1
Coding region: 129-665 (178 amino acids)
Source: RefSeq, a predicted model, not a curated record